This is a messenger RNA of Caenorhabditis briggsae, 606 nucleotides long. The transcript has 5 exons. The coding region runs from base 1 to 606 and encodes 201 amino acids. The record is from RefSeq and is a predicted model, not a curated record. NCBI's taxonomy places the organism in Eukaryota, Metazoa, Nematoda, Chromadorea, Rhabditida, Rhabditidae.
AUGCCGACGUGGGUCGUCGUCAUGUUGGCGGUGAUCGCCGGCAUCCUCGCUGUCCUCAUGAUUCUCAUCUUAUUUUUCUGUAUCCGGUCGAAAGACAAGAAACAACCACCAUCGCCUGCCGAGCCGAAUAGACGACUUCCAACGAGAGCGGAGAGUACAAUUGGAAUCAGACCCAAGAUCCCCAACCCAAUCUACACUAUCAAUACAGCCAGUCCGGAGACACGUGGCACCAGUAUUGCAGACACAUUGACCACGAGAAAACUAUCUCAAAUGUUCGACUCAAAGAAACGGUUCUCCACCGCAUUCUCUCAUAAAUCGGUCUACUUUGAUUUCGAGAACUCUCCACUUCCACGUCACAAGGAAUAUCUCGACUUCAAUGAUAUCGAAAAUAUGGUCCCAAUCAAGAAGCAAGUCACCACUCCGGACCGCCCAAGCAUUGAUUUUUUGAACGAAAUCCAUGAAUCCCAUUCAAAAAUCAAGGAAAACAAAACGAACGACGACUCAAAAAUUCCAAAGUCAAACGAUAAACGAGCAACUGUCAAACAAGUGUUCGCCGAAGAAGACCACUCCUUCAAACAGAACACUCAACCAAUCUAUGCAAACUGA